Molecule: messenger RNA, 967 nt
Organism: Anoplophora glabripennis (Asian longhorned beetle)
Lineage: Eukaryota; Metazoa; Arthropoda; Insecta; Coleoptera; Cerambycidae
Product: HIG1 domain family member 2A, mitochondrial
Exons: 3
Coding region: 26-379 (117 amino acids)
Biological process (GO): mitochondrial respirasome assembly
Cellular component (GO): mitochondrion
Source: RefSeq, a predicted model, not a curated record
AAAAGUUUAUUUAGUCUAUGGUGUCAUGUCAUUACGGCAAUCAAAUAUUGAAAUGGGUUCAAAAGCAAAAAUUGACUUUACAGAAGAAGAUCUGGCAAAAUAUGACUGGAUUACAUUACGAAAAGAUAUGGAUAAUUUACUCCCUACCGAGACUUUUACACAAAAAUUUUAUCGAAAAUUUUUAGAGAAUCCUUUUGUUCCAAUAGGUUGUUUAGCAACAACACUAGCACUAAGUUAUGGUUUGUGGAGCUUUAGAAAUGGAAAGAAAAAAAUGUCACAGUACAUGAUGAGAACGAGAGUUGUGGCUCAAGGAUUUACUGUGCUCGCUCUGGUAGUAGGUGUCAGCAUGGGAGCACAAAAAAAUGCAAAAAAACUUUAGCUUUUACAGUAACAUUAACAUAGUGUUAAUAACAGUAAAACUACAGUAGUGACAUUAUUAAAUAGUUAUAGAGUGAAAUACAUAAAUUGAUGAAAAAGAAAAUAUUUUUAAAGACCGUAUACCUUUAACUAAGAGUUAUCAAUUUUGCUAUGUAUAAAUGCACUAGUGUGCUUUUUUUAGAAUCCAUUUUUCAGUAAUGAUUGCUACAGAAAUGUAUUAAUCUUUUGGAAUUUUUUUGUAAGGGCUGGGUACAGAGCAAGAGGCAAGGCAAAAACUGAAUGAACAUAUAAAUAUAAACACUACUUGAGGUGCUGCAAACUGCCUUGAUCUGAGGUCAAGGUCCCUGCUGGAAUGCUAUUCUGCCUCGUUUUCAAGUGUCUCAUGGCUGGAAUCAAUUUUGGUAAAAAAAAGUUACUGCUUUCUUUUCCAUAUAAAACAAGAUCUAAUUUUGUAGAUUCUAGUCAUCAAGUAAUGUCUGCAUUUCUUUUCAGUAAGCUAGAAUAACCACAAUGUACUAUUUACCAUAUUUAGGUACUUUUGUUUCAACAUAUUUUUUCAGUGAUAAAUAAAAUUUGAAGUAUGAACCAA